Messenger RNA from Ailuropoda melanoleuca (giant panda), 3785 nucleotides. It is a transcript of the gene BRMS1, whose product is annotated as BRMS1 transcriptional repressor and anoikis regulator. The coding region runs from base 2508 to 3566 and encodes 352 amino acids. NCBI's taxonomy places the organism in Eukaryota, Metazoa, Chordata, Mammalia, Carnivora, Ursidae. The record is from RefSeq and is a predicted model, not a curated record. The transcript has 8 exons.
CGUUCCUCAGGGCACCUGGUUCGGCAUCUCUGGCCAAUCGGUCGGAGCUGGCCCAGUGAGGGCCGAAGCGGAGACUUAACCGGCGGGACGCGUGCGGCGCCGCGGGGCCGCUGCUGGCCGCCGAAGAGCCAGUGACUCCCCCGCCCGCGGCGCCGGCGCAGACGGGAAUGGAACGGGGCGGGAGGGUCCUGGCGCGCCGCGCAGGGGUCUGGAUUGGCUUUCUCGAGGGGGAAGAAUCGGCCUUCCGUGGAGGUCUGCCCUCGAAAUGCUCACUUUCUAAAAAUAUAAAUUGCGUGUGUCCAGCGCCUUGCAAUUUCCGUUUCCCUCCUUUACAACCCUUGCGAUCUUUACAACACUCAGUAGCAGUAGUUAUCUUUUUGCGCCCGGAGUAAGGGGAGGUUGUGAUUGUAUUUUGCUCACACAGACUCAGAGACAGCUGGAAACAAAAGUAAAUAUAUGUAUUUAACAACGAAGAGGAAUUGCAAAUUUGGGGAACGGCAGCAACUCGGGCUUGAGAAUGGGAAAGAUGAGGCUGGUUUGGAGAACCUGAGGUUUUCAGGUCGGAUUCAGAUCGUUCGUGAAAUCCUUGAGGAAUGCGACUAAGCUGCGCCGUGAGCCAGUUAUUUUACACAACUCGAAUUGUGUCAAGGAAAGUUAACAAUACUUUGGGUUUGCAACCACUACAGGGCCCCGGGGCAACCAAGAGGUAAAAGCCUGCCUGAAAAAGUGUGCUUUGUUUAGUUUGUAUUUGCACAUCCGUUAGCCGUGAAGUAAGUACUGUGCUGGGUAGAGUGAGGUGCGGCUGCAUCCCUGCCCCGGUUGAGGCUUACAGCCUGGUUGCGCAGACAGACGUGAAAACGGGCAAAUAGAGAGGAGACGUAAACAAAUAGGGCUUCCUGGAGGGAGUGGUGUCUACACUGCUCUAGAGGACUUCGGAACUGUGCCCAGAGAAGUUGGAAGAACAUCACAGUGAAAUCAAAGCCCCCAGUAGGCGGAGGGAUUAACUGUUGGGAGGACCGUUUAGUCUUACUCUUAAUUGAUCUCUUGGCAGCAUUUGGUACGGUCACCAUCCUUCCUUCUGAAAUUCUUUCUCCCCUUGACUGAGUUUCUCUUCCUCCACCUCUUGCUAAUUUCCUUCUCCUUUGCAGAGCUUUUAUCACCUGCCCCUUUGGUGGCCCUGGGAGUUCCAUCAUGGACCUCUUCUCACUGCACACAUUCUGCCUUGCUGGUUGCACCCUCUUCCGAGGCCUGAAGAACUCUCUAUGUGCCAAUGACCAGAUCUCUGCAGCCCAGAUUUCUCUCUGAGGCUUAGACUCAUGUGCCCCUACCCCUACCGUUUCUCUCAUUUUGGAGUCUGUGCACAUGCUAUUCACUCUGCUUGGAAUGUUCCCUCCCCAACCAUCUCAGCUCAUUUGUCUGCAAGCCCUCCCUGCUGCUGCAGCAAGGAUCUUCCUCUGCAAGCCCUCACUGUUGACAAGCUCCAGGUUCCGGUUAGAUGCCUCUUCCAUAUGCACCCCCCGCCACUGCGUCUUAUCCCUUCUCACCCCACAGUAUGGUCUGCUUCUCUGCCUCUCUCUCCCAGGAAGCUGUGAACUCCUUGGGGUCAGAGACUGUCUCUGCCCCAUCGUGCCCAGCAUCUACUGUAGUGUCUGAUUACCUGGCAUAUAUUAGGUCUUUAAUAAAUCUUAGAUGAGUAAAUAAAAGAAGGAAUGACUAAUAGUGUUCAUUGUUGCUGAGAAGUCAACUAAGAGAAGCACUAAAAAAUACUGGCAUUGGGCCACCAGGAGGUCCUCUAACGCCACAGGAUUCACGUUAGCCGAGGGCGAUCAUAGAGAAAUGCAGUGGAACACCUGGGAGGUGAAAGAGUAGGAACAGCCAGAGCCUUGAAAAGUGUAGCUGUGAGGUGGGAAAUGGGGAGCGGUUAAAUGGAAUAGGGUGAAGUUUUGUGUUUCUGCUAUUUCUAAAUGCGGGACAAUACCCGAACAUGUCUAAAGUGUUGUGGGCAGGAGCUGUCAAGAGAGGGAGGAGUGGAGAAGUACUGGAGAUGGGGUUCUGGUAGCAUGAGCCUCCAGAGAAAGCAGAAGGACACAGGCGUUGACCCCGAGCACAGUGAGACAAGAGGAUGGCAGAGUGUUCUCAGGAAGAGAAGUGGAGGGACUUCCAGGUGGAAGGAUCAACAGGAAGGGGUGGAGAGGAGGAAGGAAUAGUGUACUUAAGGAUUGACCAUUAGAUUCUGGGGUAAAGGAGCUGGCCCAGUACUUCAGUCUGUGUGGGGCCUUAAACGCCCCAGUCACAAACAUGGGCCCAGCCCCAGAGGCAGUGGGGAGCCCAUCCUUGGUGUUUCCCAUCUUAUAGACUGUCGCCUUGGCCAGCAUUCCUCAGAUGGGGAUCACCAGCAACGUCCAGGACGUGAGCAUUAUCAUGGUUCCCCGGGCCUCUGGGAGAUGUGCCGACAGGGCUUGGUUUGACUCCCUGCGUGGCCACUCUCCUGUUCGGAACUGAGGGCAAUGAUAAGUGAUGGCUCCCCUCCUCCUCCCAGAGCCCAGAUGCCCAUCCAGCCUCCAAGCAAAGAGACAGAAGAGAUGGAAGCAGAGGGUGACUCGGCCGCCGAGAUGAAUGGGGAGGAGGAAGAGAGCGAGGAGGAGCGGAGCGGCAGCCAGACUGAGUCAGAGGAGGAGAGCUCAGAGAUGGACGAUGAGGACUACGAGCGGCGUCGCGGCGAGUGCGUCAACGAGAUGCUGGACCUGGAGAAGCAGUUCUCGGAGCUAAAGGAGAAGUUGUUCAGGGAACGGCUGAGUCAGCUGAGGGUGCGGCUGGAGGAGGUGGGGGCCGAGAGAGCACCCGAAUACACAGAGCCUCUGGGGGGGCUGCAGCGGAGCCUCAAGAUCCGCAUUCAGGUGGCAGGGAUCUACAAGGGCUUCUGUCUGGACGUGAUCCGGAACAAGUACGAGUGUGAGCUGCAGGGAGCCAAACAGCACCUGGAGAGUGAGAAGCUGCUGCUCUACGACACCCUGCAGGGGGAGCUGCAGGAGCGGAUCCAGAGGCUGGAGGAGGACCGCCAGAGCCUGGACAUCAGCUCCGAGUGGUGGGAUGACAGACUGCACGCCAGCAGCGCAAGGACCUGGGACUCCCUGCCGCCCAGCAAGAGGAAGAAGGCUCCUCUCGUGUCUGGUCCUUACAUCGUGUACAUGCUGCAGGAGAUCGACAUCCUGGAGGACUGGACGGCUAUCAAAAAGGACCAUGACCCUGCCGUUCAGAGCCAAGGGGCCCCUUGGAGCAGCUGGCAGCAAAGCCAGGAUUCACAGUUUCCUGCUGUAAGAAGGCAGACUGACAAGCCCCUCAGGGUCUGUCUAGCCAGCUCUCCGGGGCUGCUGCUGGACCUUCCCCUCCAGCCAUCACUGCUCUGGACUCCUCUCUCCUCCUCGGGGGUCUGCACAGCUGUGGCCCAGAGCUGCCCUAGCCAGGCAAGACUGUCUCCUCCGUCCCCAGUGAGCGCACCACCUCUCCCUCCCAAAGGUCAGCUUCCUUGGUGCCCUCCUAGACAAAGACGACGUGGCUCGUCUUAGGCCAAAGCAACAUCCUUCCUGCUGACCUUGGACCAGUCGCUGAGCCAGCGAGCUGGGCCGCACUUUGUGGGAACUCUGAGCCAGAAGUUGUAUUUUCGGGGCCUGUCUCUCCUGGCUGUUGUUGGAGGUGAGAAGGCAGGCUCCCCGGGUCUCCUCAAGGAGGUUCUUGGUGUCUCCCAGACUUCAGGGACUGGAAUUAAAACCUUUCCUGGAACUCUG